AUGGUGAACAGGAUAGUCGGCACUAUGGAGGACAAAACAAACAAAUGUUUUCCUACUUAUACAUUAUACGUUAUAACGCUGUCACGUUCUCGCUACAACGUUAAAGAAACAACUUCAAACCUUUACACAGCAGCUAAAGAAGAAAAAGACGACGCGCGCGUACUGGCAUCAAAGCCGGUGCCCCUGGUGCCACGGCAUCAUGUUUACCGUCGGCUGCCGGCUACUCGGCGCCGCGCCAUUUCUACAACCAAAAUUUACCUAAAAUGCGGACCCCUGAAAGGGGUGCACUGCUUCAUGUUGUUAAACAACGACACAGUCGCUGUGACUGCCUUCAUCCUGGCAACAGUGUUAAUUGUCCUCAGAAGAUCCCUUCGCAAGAUGGUGAUCCUGUGCAUCAUCUUCCCAAGCAUGCCGAUGCUGACCCUGAUUGCCAUCAAUAGUCUUCGUCCCGGGGCCGAGCUGCUGCUGAGCUUGGUGGCGAUUUCAACCAUCAGCUUCUUGCGACGCAAGUUUUUCUACAACUAGAAGAAAGCCGCAUAAAAAUGCCGACGUUUAUUUACUAUUUACAAGACAUGCAGUAGGAAGAAAAAAUACUGCACAAACAAUACAUAUUGUCAAAAUUAACAGAAAUGAACACUUAUGCUACUUAAAAGAUCUCAACGUGAUUCAUUGUCUUUUU
Rhipicephalus sanguineus (brown dog tick) is the source of this 679-nucleotide messenger RNA. RefSeq lists its product as uncharacterized. Lineage: Eukaryota; Metazoa; Arthropoda; Arachnida; Ixodida; Ixodidae. The record is from RefSeq and is a predicted model, not a curated record. The coding region runs from base 1 to 525 and encodes 174 amino acids. The transcript is spliced from 3 exons.